GGGCAAGGAGUAAACAGGUAACAGAUAGAGAAAGAGAGAGAGAGCGAGAGAGAGAGACAUACACACACAAAGAGAGUGAGCGACAGACGAGAGAGAGAGAGAGAGAUCCCGUGGGCACAACUCAGACACUGAAACAGUCAUCAUCUUCCAAGGACCAACACAGGUGAGAGAGAGACUAAAGACUCUGACCAUGGCGUCAUUCGAACCUCAGGGCCAGUCUCCUCCUUGCUGUGGCCCCCAGUUCCCCAGCCUGGGCCAGGAACCUCCAGAACUCAGCAUGUACAGUGACUGCUACUAUCCUCCUCCAUCGCUCCCCAGCCCCCAGCGCACCCCCAACACCUCCUACGACUACAGCACCUCCUCCCCCAACCCUUACCUGUGGUUCAACGGAUCCGGCAUCAACGCUCCCCCAUACCUGGCCACUGCAGGGCCUCCAGGUAACCCCGGGCCCCCCUUCGUCCCCCAGCACUACGGAAUGCAGAGGCCCUACCUGGGGUCCAGCGGGGCGGGGGUCCCUGGGGGGGAGCUGAGCUGGUUCUCUCUGCCCUCACAGGAAGACCUGAUGAAGCUGGUACGCCCGCCCUACUCCUACUCUGCCCUCAUCGCCAUGGCGAUCCACGGCGCCCUGGAGCGGCGGUUGACCCUGAGUCAGAUCUACCAGUACGUGGCCGAUAACUUCCCCUUCUACAACAAGAGCAAGGCUGGCUGGCAGAACUCCAUCAGGCACAACCUGUCACUCAACGACUGCUUUAAGAAGGUCCCCAGAGAUGAGGACGAUCCUGGUAAGGGUAACUACUGGACACUAGACCCAAACUGUGAGAAGAUGUUUGACAAUGGAAACUUCCGUCGUAAGAGGAAGAGGAAGUCUGAUUCACUGUCUGGAGGAGAGGGGGAGUCAGUGGGGCUGGAGUCAGGUGACCCCAAUGGCCAGGGGAGUCCCCAACCCCCCAGCAACCAUGGGAUCGACAUGUCCCCCACGCCAGAAAGAAUCCCCUCCCCUUCCUCCUCAGGUACCGCCCCUUGCCUUAGCAGCUUCCUGUCUGAGAUGUCUGGAGUGGCGUCUGGGGGAGCUGUAAUCGGAGGAGAUUCGCUGAACCAGGCCCUGCCCAUAACCCUUUCCCUGGACGGGACCCAGAGGCCUACACAGCCUGGGGGUUUUGGUAGUUACUGCCCUAGCUCAGGUGCUUCGGAGUGGGCUUCCCAGCUGCCGCCUCCCCCUGGCCUCUCCUCCUCGCCCACCCACUCCUCCCUGGGUUACAGCAGCCCCAUCCUCAGCCAGUUCAAUGGGCAUUUCUACCCUGGCUUGGGCUCAGCAAGCAUCCUAUACCCACGGGAAGGCACGGAGGUCUGAAGAGACUGAUAGAGGGAGAAACAGGGAUGGGCAGAAGUUAGCUAGAGGUCUGAAGAGACUGAUAGAGGGAGAAACAGGGAUGGGCAGAAGUUAGCUAGAGGUCUGAAGAGACUGAUAGAGGGAGAAACAGGGAUGGGCAGAAGUUAGCUAGAGGUCUGAAGAGACUGAUAGAGGGAGAGACAGGGAUGGGCAGAAGUUAGCUAGAGGUCUGAAGAGACUGAUAGAGGGAGAAACAGGGAUGGGCAGAAGUUAGCUAGAGGUCUGAAGAGACUGAUAGAGGGAGAAACAGGGAUGGGCAGAAGUUAGCUAGAGGUCUGAAGAGACUAAAGAAAGAAGGAGAGUGAGAAAGAGACUUCUACCUGAGACUGAACUGAACUGUCUGCACACAAACACACACACAUACACACACACACAGUCAGUUAGCGCUGACAGGGCAGGGCUCAGUUGCAUGUGACAGCAGGAUUAGCAGGCCUGGUUCCCACAGAAACAGCAGAGUCAGCCAUGACACACAAAUCUAUAAUUGCUGACUGUCAUGACAUUUUGUAUAUAUUUGUAUUUAAGUUGUGUAUUUUAUUGGUUACGUAUGUGUUUUUAUCUCUGAGUGCUUGCGUCUAAAACAUUUGUUCAACAUGUGCCAUUGUAGAAUACUGAUUUGCGAUGGACGGUGCAAACCUGGGUUCAGAUACAUGUGUAUUGAGUAUUUGUUAUUCGAAUACUUUUUUCUGUGUAUUUAAGUAUUUUCAAAUAAACAGCUCAAAACAAAUACUUUUAAUUGAGCAUUUGAAUGGUUAUUUGUGAAAAAACAAAUAGUCAACCAGAUUGAAUUUGAAAGUAUUUUCAAAUAUUUAUUUCAUAUACUAAUUUCAGAUACCUGGGUUAAACGCAUGGGAGAGUAUUUGAGUCAGUGUAUUUGAGUAUUUCCUAAUAUUUUCCAAGUGUAUUUACAAAUACAUUUCAAUAUUCAACUACUUGUUUUUUUUCUUCAAAUAAAUUCAAUCUGAAUACUUGUUUUGAAAAGUAUUGAAAAGUAAUUGAAAUACCUUAAGUAGUAUUUGAACCUAGGUCUGGUAUGGCUUAUACCAACAUUGGUCUGAUGUUUGUUUUUGAUAAGAAUAAUAAAAUACAGAAAAACGUUC
This is a messenger RNA of Salmo salar (Atlantic salmon), 2487 nucleotides long. Its product is annotated as forkhead box protein I3-B. NCBI's taxonomy places the organism in Eukaryota, Metazoa, Chordata, Actinopteri, Salmoniformes, Salmonidae. Gene Ontology annotation, biological process: regulation of transcription by RNA polymerase II; cell differentiation; anatomical structure morphogenesis. Gene Ontology annotation, molecular function: RNA polymerase II cis-regulatory region sequence-specific DNA binding; DNA-binding transcription factor activity, RNA polymerase II-specific. The record is from RefSeq and is a predicted model, not a curated record.